Molecule: messenger RNA, 1930 nt
Organism: Ananas comosus (pineapple)
Lineage: Eukaryota; Viridiplantae; Streptophyta; Magnoliopsida; Poales; Bromeliaceae
Product: translation initiation factor IF-2-like
Exons: 2
Coding region: 344-1600 (418 amino acids)
Biological process (GO): chromosome condensation; nucleosome assembly; negative regulation of DNA recombination
Cellular component (GO): nucleolus; nucleosome; nucleus
Molecular function (GO): double-stranded DNA binding; nucleosomal DNA binding
Source: RefSeq, a predicted model, not a curated record
GUCCCCCAUCAUUAUUAUUAUUAUUAUUAUUAUUAUUGUUAUUAAAACUGAAAAGAAAUGGAAAAUAUAAUAAUAACAAAAAAGAAAACCUAUACAGCCUGUACCCCUGUGCUUCUCAUCCUCAACAUUGCGCAUUUACACCUCCCCAACAAAAUUGUUGAAAAAAGCACAAUUUCCACGUCACCAAUCCGCGGAACAUCCGCUCAUCCCUGUCCCAACCGUUUGAUCCACAACCACCGCUCCCUUUCCCCAUCUCAACGUACACAAACAAAACAGGAUGGUCAAAUCCUGUUGAGCUCCUCCACNCCCCGACUCCGCCGCCCGCCACCCUCCCUACAGAGACAUGAUUUUGGCGGCGAUCGAGGCGCUGAAGGAGAGGAAUGGGUCGAGCAAGCGGGCGAUAUCGAAGUUCAUCCGGCAGACCUACGGCGACGCCUCGCCGCAGCACGACAAGAACCUGGCGCAGAACCUGCAGCGGAUGACGAGGGAGCAGGUGCUGCGGAUGGUGAAGCGCUCCUACAAGAUCGCGAGCUCCUCGUCGCCGCAGCAGCCCGCGGCGAAUCCGAAGCCCCGCGGCAGACCGCGCAAGAAUCUGGUGCCGCUCUUCGUCCCGAUCGGGACGACUGUCAAGCUGAAGACCGACCCGAACCCGCAGAAUCCGCCGGCUGCCGCGAAGCGCCGCGGCCGGCCGCCGAAGGCGCUGCGGACGGUCGGGACGGUCGUGAGGAGGAAGCCCGGCAGGCCGCGGAAAGUGCAGGCGGCUCAGGCGGCGGCGGAGAAGGCUCUGAUUCCUGUGCCGGUGGCGGCGGCGGUGAGGAAGCGUGGGAGGCCCCCGAAGGUUGCGGUGGCGGGGUUGACGAGGCGGCCGGGUCGGCCGAGGAAGGCGGAAGCGGCGGCGGCGGCGGCGGCUUUGAUGAUGGAGAGGUUGAGAUUCGGUCGCCGGAAAACCGACAGGCCUCCUGCAUUGGGGGUUUUGAUUGAAGGCAAGCGGCGGCCCGGUCGGCCGAGGAAACUGCCCGGGGCAAUUGUCGUGGCGGAGAGGGUGAGGUCGAAACCCGGUAGAGGACCUGGUAGGCCGCCUAAGGCGGCGGCGGCGGCGGCGGCUUCUGCGGAAGGGAAGAGGAGUCCCGGUAGGCCUCGGAAAUUGCCCGCAGCAGCAGCGGCAGCAGCAGUAGCAGCAGCUGUAGAGAAGUCGAAUCCCGGUCGGAAACCUGGCAGGCCUCCUAAAUCACCUGCGAUGGGCGAGAGAAGGAAGCCCGGCCGGCCGCGAAAGAUGCCCGGGAUGGUUGCGACGACGACAGAGGGGUCGACGCCUGGUCGGGAACCCGGAAGGCCUUCUGAUGCGCCCGCCACUUCGCCUGCGUUGGAUGGGAAACGGAAGCGCGGCAGGCCCCCUAAGGUGAAGCAGGCAGUAGCAGGGGGUGAAGAGGUAGCCGCGAAUCCCGCCGCCGUUAAAAGGCGCGGCCGGCCGCCUAAAAGAGUCGAACAAGUUCAAUCUAUACCUGCUGAGGAGGAAAAGACUGAUGAGGCAGAGAAGCAGGUGGAGGCAGAAAAGAAGGUGGAGGCGGAGCAGGCGGGGCCCUCGGCGCCCGAGGUGUGAAAAACUUUCUCCCCUGAUAUGUUGUGCUAACCACAUUCUUCUUUUAGUCCAUUGUGUUCAUUCAUAGCUCAAUUCAUACUAGGUCUUAGCUUGACAGAGUACUAGGUACUAAAACUAGGUGUAACAUUUCUUUGUUCCUUUGUUAAUGCAUCUAAUUCUCUCAAGCUAAUUCGCAAACCAAAUUCUGGUAUCUGAGUUGUGCUAGGUCAUCUAUUGACAUGGAUUAUUUGUAAUUGGAAUCUUCGGUAGGUGAUCUCUUGUUGUUGCUGUUGUUGUUGUUGUUAUUUUGUUUUAACACUCGGAGAUGAAUUGAAGUUGUUUACUCUGGAA